This is a messenger RNA of Notodromas monacha, 1120 nucleotides long. The record is from the annotation of a GenBank genome assembly. NCBI's taxonomy places the organism in Eukaryota, Metazoa, Arthropoda, Ostracoda, Podocopida, Cyprididae.
GUCAAUAAACUUCGUUCCUAGCCUGCCGGGUUUCCUCAGUUCAUUGUGUGAUACGUUUCAGGUCGUUUCUGUGCGGACUAGACGCUCGUUGAAGUGCAAUCGUUUCUUUACUUGUGAAACUCCUUGUGAUAAUAUCAUCUUAGCUAUGGCAAAGGUCGGAAUUAACGGAUUCGGUCGUAUCGGCCGCUUGGUGCUUCGUGCUGCCUUGUCCAAGGGAGUCGAGGUCGUUGCUGUCAAUGAUCCCUUCAUUGAUGUGGACUACAUGGUCUACAUGUUCAAGUACGAUUCCACUCAUGGACGCUACAAGGGCGAGGUGCACAAGGACGGAACUGAUCUCGUCGUCGAUGGCAAGAAAAUCAAAGUUUUCGGUGAACGCGAUCCCUCGAACAUCGCAUGGGGCUCUGUGGGUGCCACGUACGUCGUCGAGUCCACUGGAGUGUUCACUACUAUCGAGAAGGCUGGGGCACAUUUCAAGGGAGGCGCAAAGAAGGUCAUCAUCUCUGCACCGUCUGCCGAUGCGCCCAUGUACGUUAUGGGAGUCAACCAUGACAGUUAUGACCCGAAGAACAACGUUGUCUCAAAUGCCUCGUGCACGACCAACUGCCUGGCUCCGCUUGCGAAGGUUGUCCACGACAACUUCGAAAUUGUUGAGGCACUCAUGACCACUGUUCACUCCAUCACCGCCACUCAAAAGACGGUUGAUGGGCCGUGUGGAAAGACAUGGCGCGAUGGUCGUGGAGCUGCCCAGAACAUCAUCCCAGCCAGCACAGGUGCUGCCAAGGCUGUCGGCAAGGUCAUCCCGUCAUUGAAUGGCAAACUCACUGGCAUGGCUUUCCGCGUGCCGACGCACGAUGUGUCCGUGGUUGAUCUCACGUGCCGCCUGGGCAAGGAAUGCUCGUAUGACGAGAUCAAGGCGGUGCUGAAGGCGCAGGCUGAGGGCCCGCUCAAGGGAAUCUUGGGCUACACCGAGGACGACGUCGUGUCCUCUGUGAAGUAACCGCUGUGAGUGAGCAGGUAGAAGCUGCGGUUCCGGCCGUAGGUCAACUUGUUCUUGAAACAGUUCGAAUAAAGCACCAUUCACUCUACGGCAUCGAAUUUGGCUACUCGUGCAGAGUCGUCG